This is a messenger RNA of Caenorhabditis remanei, 1191 nucleotides long. RefSeq lists its product as uncharacterized. Gene Ontology annotation, biological process: embryo development. NCBI's taxonomy places the organism in Eukaryota, Metazoa, Nematoda, Chromadorea, Rhabditida, Rhabditidae. The transcript is spliced from 6 exons. The coding region runs from base 1 to 1191 and encodes 396 amino acids. Gene Ontology annotation, molecular function: protein binding. The record is from RefSeq and is a predicted model, not a curated record.
AUGCUCUCCCUAUUACUUAUUGUCCUGGCUAUGUGGAGAACAAUCAAUAAGGGACCACACGGAGAUGUGGAGGACGACGAUGUACUAACAAUGCGGAUUCUCAAUUUUCCAUAUCUGGUCUAUGAGAAUAUUCUGAAGCAUCUCGAGCCCAGUGAGCUACUUCUCUUGUCUUUUUGCUCAUUGAAAACUAGAGCUCUUGUACAGAGACCCGAAAUCGAGGGGUGUCCUAUCCUUUUUGCACGCACUGUAUCAAGAAUGCGUCACACUCCAACUCAUUCGAUUUUCGUAUUGGACAGACCUGAAGAAAUGAAUUAUGCAUUGGUAGACCAACCGGAAAAAGAAGAAAUUGUGAUAACCUGGAAUUGGGAAAACGAAAAAAUGGGAGGUGUUAGAACAGAAAGAGUAAAAUCAAAGAAUAUCGAUUUGGAAUGUAGAAUCACCUUCAAGAAAAACUCAAACACUCCAAUUUUAUGGUGUUCGUUCGAAAAUCAAUCAUCUCGGAAAAGAUUUGCAACUUCAUUACAUUCAUAUAUGUGUGAGGUGUUUCAUGUGAAACCAGAAAUGCAAUUCAAAUUGUCUCUGGAUUACAUGGAUGAACUUCCGUAUACGAAUGCAGUUAGAGAUGUCACACUACUUGAUACAAAUUUUAACCCUCAAGCUGUUGAUGAGUUUUUUGACAAGUUCCAUGUGACACGAGCACUUUUCUCUAAAAGUCAUAGACUGAACAAUCCAUUAAAGAAUUCUAUCAAAUUUCAUCGAGUCAAUAAUCUUUUUUUAAACACAUCUUGUUGGCUCAAUCCCUCACAAUUUCUCGAAAUGGACUGUGAAAAUCUGAUAAUGGCUGAAUCGAGUCUCCAAAUACGUGAUUUGAUCAGUUUUGUAAACCAGUGGUUAGAAGGAAGCAAUACAAGGCUAAAAACAAUGUAUGUUCUUUCAAACAUAGGCAUCGAUGCUGAUACUAUACUAGAUCAUUUUGAUUCAAGUCCAUGGAAUCCUGAAGUGGAUAAACUAGAAUAUAAUAAACCAAUUCACGAAUAUUGUGAAAAAAUAUGGCACGACUUCAUUCAUAGAGAAGAGACGAGAAACGGAGAGCUCGAAUCGGUUGUCCAGCCAAUCAUCUCCAAGCUUUACUCGGCUGGAGGUGAAGGAGGAGAACAAGCUGCUGAAGAGCCAGCGGAGGAUCAGUUAUAA